Molecule: messenger RNA, 2643 nt
Organism: Eimeria maxima
Lineage: Eukaryota; Apicomplexa; Conoidasida; Eucoccidiorida; Eimeriidae
Exons: 13
Coding region: 1-2643 (880 amino acids)
Biological process (GO): rRNA processing
Cellular component (GO): nucleus
Molecular function (GO): RNA binding
Source: RefSeq, a predicted model, not a curated record
AUGACGGAGAAAGAAAAGCCAAAGAAGGGGCCGAAGAAGGCUCCCGGUGCUGCUGCAGGUGCUGCAGGAGCAGCAGCAGCAGCAGCAGCAGAGGGAGCAGCAGCAGGAGCAGCAAGUGCAGCAGCAGAUGCACCAGCAGCAGCAGCAAAGCCUGGCAAACGGCUAGAUAAGCGUUUUCUUGCUGCUUCUGACCCUCGCUUUGGUAUUAACAGAGCAGCAAGGAAGCAGCAAGAGGAGCAGAAGCAGCUGCUGCAGCAACAGCAGCAGCAGCAGCAGCAGCAGCAGGAGGGCUCAUCGGUGUCUGUAUCCCGUACAAAGCAAGAGGCUAAACUAGAUGCAGCAAGAGCAGCAGAGGCUCGCGCAUCAGCAUUAGCAGCAGCAGCAGCAGCAGGAGCAUCAUCAGGAUCCGCAGCAGCAGCAGCAGCAGCAGCAGCAGCAGAAGCAGAAGAUCUUGAUGCUGCUGCUGCUGCUGUUGUUACAGAUCCACGAUUCUCUCGUAUAUUUAAUGAUCCUUCUUUCUUAGUAGGCAGAGGACUAAAUAGUUCCUCUGUAGAUAAGUAUGGUAGGACCAGCAGCAGCAGCAGCAGCAGCAGCAGCAGCAGCAGCAGCAGCAGCAGCAAGAAGACGAAGAAGAAGAAGCAACCAUUAGCAGCAACACCUAAGGAACAAUUAGCAGCAAAAGUAGCAAAAGAUGAUUUGCUGCAGUUAUAUGCACCGGUUAAUGAAGAUGCAGCAGCAGCAGCAGAACUUGCUGCUGCUGCUGCUGCUGCUGCUGCUCCUGCUGAGGAGGAGAGCAGCAGCAGCAGCGACAGCGACAGCGACAGCAGCGACAGCGACAGCAGCAGCAGCGAGGCGGAGGAGGAGAGUGGCGUGUGGCAAGACGCAGAAGAUAUACCUAAGGAUACAACGGUAUCUAACCGAUUGGCGCUGAUGGGUUUAGAUUGGGACUCAGUUGGUGCUGCUGAGUUGCUGCUGCUGCUGCAGCAAUUCCUUGGUGGAUUAAAGGGCAGCAGCAGCAGCAGCAGCAGCAGCAGCAGCAGCAGCAGCAGACAGCGUAUUAAAUCUGUGCAGAUUUAUAUUUCUGACUUUGGCAAAGAAAGAGUUGAAAUGGAAAAAGUUAAAGGACCAGCAAUCGAUUGGGAGGAGGCGGAGCGAAAGCGACGUAAGCAUAGACUAUCAGGAUCAGGUGCUGCAGCAGCAGCAGCAGCAGCAGCAGCAGCAGCAAGCGACGACAGCAGCAGCGACGAGCAGCCACGGGCGUCAGCAGAGGAAGAGAAAGCGCUGCAGGAAGUCUUAAGAAAAUAUCAAGUUGAACGCUCACGGUACUACUAUGCAAUAUGCGAGACGGAUUCAGCAGAGACAGCGCAAACCCUUUAUGACGAAUUAGAUGGCUGCGAGCUUGGUUUUGCACUAAGCGGUAUAGAUGUGCGAAUUGUUCCUGAUGAUAUAAUUUUACCAAAAGAUAAUUUAAUAGCUGAGGAGACACCGGAAAAAUUAACAGCAGCAGCAGCAGCAGCAGCAGCAGAAAGACUAGAAGCAGCAGCAGCAGCAGCAAACAGCAGCGCAUUAAAACAUUGCAAAGUUCAACUUACAUGGGAUGAAACACCAAAGGAAAGAUUUAAAUUCCUUAGAAAAAAGUUUACUGCAAAGGAGUUGGAGGAACAAGACUUAGAGGCGUUCUUAGCAUCAUCAGAUGAUUCAGAUUAUGACGAGGAAGAAGAAGAAGAGCAGCAGCAGCAGCAGCAGCAGCAGAAGGAGCAGCAGCAGCAGCAAGAAAAGGGAGGCAAGAAAUGGAAAAAGAUAACAGAAGAUAAUUUAGCGAGUUAUAGAAAAGAACUAUUAGGGGAUAUGGCGGACACAACAGACACAUCAGAAGAAGAAGGAAAUGCAAACAAGAGUAGUAACUUGAAGGUUACCUUUAAGAACUCCUUAGAGGCAUUAGCGAGCGACAGCGAAUCAUCAAUGGAGGAAGAAGAGCAGCAGCAGCAGAAGCAGCAGCAGCAGAAGCAGCAGCAGCAAAAGAAGAAGCAACAGCUGCAGCAGCAAAAGCAGCAGCAACAAAAAGAGAAGGCGGAUGAUUUCCCUUCUUCUCGUUCUCUAGGAAAGAAGAAAAAGAAAAAACAACAAAAUGCCUUCCCUAUAUUUAAUGAAGAAAAAGAAGAAAAAACAAAAAAUAAACAAAAACAAGAAUUGCAACAACAAAUCUUUAGUGAUGAUGACGAGGAUGCUAGACACUUUGAUUAUCGUGAGGAAAUGCAAAAAGAAAGAAAAAGAAAAAGAAAAGAAAAAAAUAAAAAAGGAAAAGAAGCAGAAGAAGAAGAAGAUGAUGAAUAUAUGCAGCAGCAGCAACAAAAACAACAACCAGGAUUUAAGUUUAAUUUUGACGAUGAUAGAUUUAGUAGGAUAUUGGAUGCUCCUUCCUUUGCAAUUGAUCCAACAGAUCCAUCCUUUAAGAAUUCAGAAAUUUCUCGUCAAUUGCUUCGCGUAAGAAGAGAAAGAAGUCAUAAACAUAAAUUUAAGGCUUCUGCUGCUGCUGCUGCUGCUGCACUGCAGCAGCAGCAGCAGCAGCAGCAGCAAAAAGCUGGUGCUGUUGCUAAUAAACAAGCAAAAACCGAGGGUCUUCGUGGUCUGCGUCUUAUUUAA